This is a messenger RNA of Camellia sinensis, 6038 nucleotides long. The record is from RefSeq and is a predicted model, not a curated record. NCBI's taxonomy places the organism in Eukaryota, Viridiplantae, Streptophyta, Magnoliopsida, Ericales, Theaceae.
UGCAGAUAGGUGAGCAAAAAGCUAAGACAUUAAGCUAUUGAAAGCUGAAGAAAAUUGAUUUGGAAAUUCUUGUGAAUCUUGUUGGUGACAAGGAAUGAUAUUUAAAAUCUCACAUGGUGCCAAAAUCUUGGGAUCUUAGAGAAUUUUCUUUUCUGUACACCCUUCAUCCAAAGUUGAAUAUCUCUAUCUCACCAUGACUCCGGAUUGAAUAAGAUUGAUGGUGUUGAAAUCUUAUCGUUCAUAUCUAGAUCGGGUUAUUCUCGACAUUGUUUGAGAGAUUGAAAAUGCAAGCCGUACUGGAUAAAAUUGUAGAAGCAAUAGUUGAGCCAGUGAUCCAGUUAGUGGUGGUCCAUGUUGGUUUUCUUUUUCAGUGCAAGAAGAAGCUGAGGAACCUGGAAGAUGAAAUUGAAAAGCUUCAAAGGCAGAAAACAAAAAUCGAAGAUGAAGUUGGUGAAGCCAUUACUCAUGGUGAAGAAGUUAAUAAAGAUGUUGCAAAAUGGCUAGAGGACGUGGAAAAAAUAGUUCAGAAAAUUAAGGAUGACAAUACUAUGAACGAAAACAGGCAGUGCUUUAAAUUCUCAUGUCCAGAUUACAUCUCGCGCUACCGAAUGAGCAAGGAAGCUGAAAACAAGAUUGAAGAAGUAAAAAUUCUCACUCAGAGUGGCAAUUUUAGCCCAGAUGUACAUAGUAAGAAAAACGAAAAAGAAAAACAUAAAAAAAAGAAGAAAAAAAAAAGAAAAAAAAGCAAAAGUGGAUUGAAAAUAUGUACCCCACAAGCCGUACCAGAUACAAUUGUAGGUAAAAUAGUUGAGCCAGUGAUCCAGUUAGUGGUGGUCCAUGUUGGUUUUCUUUUUCAGUACAAUAAGAAGCUGAGGAACCUGGAAGAUGAAAUUGAAAAGCUUGAAAGGCAGAAAACAAAAAUCGAAGAAGAAGUUGGUGAAGACACUACUGUAGCUGUUUCAGAAUGGCUAGCGGAGGUGGAAAAAAUAGUUCAGAAAAUUAAGGAUGACAAUACUAUGAACGAAAACAGGCAGUGCUUUAAAUUCUCAUGUCCAGAUUACAUCUCGCGCUACCGAAUGAGCAAGGAUGCCGAAAAGAAGAUGGAAGAAGUAAAAAUCCUCAUUCAGGAUGGCAAUUUUAGCAAAGUUGCAAAUCCUAAGCCAUUUGCUCAGGAACUUCAAUUCCCAUCAUCAAGUGCAAACUAUGCAAAUUUUGAGUCGCGAAAAUCGGUUUUCAAGAACAUCAUGGCUGCGUUACAAGAUUCCAAUGUUAAAAUGAUUGGAGUAUAUGGAACAGGAGGCGUUGGUAAGACGACAAUGGUUGAAGAGAUUGGCAAACAAGUGAAAAAUGGACUUUUUGAUGAAGUCGUGGAGGCAGUUGUCUCUCAGGACGCAAAUGUGAGCAAUAUUCAAGGGCAACUCGCUGAUCGCUUGAAUCUGGAACUAAAAGGGGAAACUGAAGUGGGAAAAGCAAACAAAUUAUGGAAUAGAUUGAACAAUGGGAAGAAAAAUCUCAUUAUAUUGGAUGAUAUGUGGCAAGAAUUGAACUUGAAGACAAUAGGGAUUCCUGUCACUGAUGGAAACAAUUGUUGCAAAGUUGUGAUAACGUCUCGAAUCCUAAGUGUGUUGGAAAAGAUGCAUGUUGAUAGAUAUGUUCCAAUGCGAGUAUUAUUAGAGAAAGAAGCAUGGGCCCUAUUCAAGACGAAGGUGGGAAAUUUUGUCGAUUCUCCUGAACUCCAUGAUAUAGCUGAUGCAAUCUGUAAAGAGUGUGGAGGCUUGCCAGUCGCUCUACUUGUAGUUGGAGCUGCAUUGAAAGAUAAGAAAAAAUAUGUCUGGGAAGAUGUACUUGAUCAAUUCAAAGAUUCCAUGCUAAAGAAUAUUGCGGGAAUUGACGCAAAGGUGUAUGCUUCCUUAAAGUUAAGCUAUGAUCGGUUAGAAUCUAGUGAUGCAAAAUCAUGCUUCUUGCUAUGUUGUUUCUUUCCUGAAGAUGCUAAUAUUUCAAUUGAAGUGUUGGCGAGACACUGCAUAGCGAGAUGUUUGCUUGGACAAAACGCAAAUACACUAAUAAGAGCAAGCCGUCGAGUACUUACAGUGGUCGAUAUCCUCAAAGAUGCUUGUUUGUUAUUAGAAGGCAAAGAUGAAAACUUUGUCAAAAUGCAUGAUGUCAUUCGAGAUGUUGCUCUUUCAAUUGCGAAAGAUGAUGGUAAGGAAAUUCUGGUAAAAUAUGGUGUCAAAGAGUGGCCCGAGAAAGAUACAUGCGAAUCUUACUCAGCAAUCUCAUUAAGGUUCGACAACACUCUUGAGCUUCCAGAUGAUUUGGUAUGUCCACAACUCCACACCUUGACCAUGAAAUUGAAAUGGAAUAUCAAUCCUUUGCUUAAUGUUCCAGAUAGGUUUUUCAGUGGAAUGGAGAAACUUACAAUUUUAGAAUUGAAUAGAAUCUGUAUGUUGCCUCCAUUAUCUCUUGCAAAUUUGGUUAACCUUCGGAUGUUAUGGUUAGAUGAUUGUGAGUUGGGAGACAUAGCUAUACUCAAGGAUCUAAAUAAUAACCUUGAAAUACUUAGCCUUCGAGGUUCUAAUAUCAAGGAUUUGCCAUCUGAGAUAGGACAAUUGACUCGUCUUCGGUUGUUAGAUGUGCAAAAAUGUAAAAAGCUCACACAGAUUCCACAAGGUGUCAUAUCCAAUUUGUCUCGCCUGGAAGAAUUUUACAUUUUAGAUGAUGUGUAUACGGGUAGGGAGGAAAGUGCCAAAGUGAAUCUUGAUGAGUUGGGGAAAUUGACGCAAUUAACCACUUUAGAGAUUCACAUACCAAAUGUCAUGCUAUUGCCCAAGGACUUCUGCUUUGAAAACUUGAUCAGAUUUAACAUAUCAAUUGGUAUUUCCUUCAUUGGUAGGCGUAGUUCUGACACUUAUUCAAAGUCGUGUAAACUUGUGGGUGUCUCCUUAAUGGACAAGUUUAUCGUUUUGUUGCGGAGAGCUGAAAAGCUAUAUUUGGAAAAUAUUGAAGGUUUACAAGUGGUGCUGCAUGACAGAAGCGGAGAGGGGUCUUUGAUGGAACGUCAUCGACUAAAUCCAUCAGGUUUCUUCAAUAAUUUAAUUGAAUUAACAAUUGAAGAUUGUAGGUUGAAAUAUCUCUUCUCCCUGUCCUGUGCAAGAGGAUUUCCACGACUCCGGAGUCUAGAAAUAUUAGAUUGUGAGCUGAUGGAAGCAAUAGUUGGAAUUGAAGAAGAAAAAGAUGAAGAUGUACUCUCAAGUCAGGUAAUUAAUUUCAGUCAGUUGGAAUAUUUGCGUCUCUGGAAUCUACCCAAGCUCAUAAGCUUCUACCCCAAAGUGGAGAAGAUGUCAACAUCUGAAGGAAAUUCUUCUACCCAGGCACAAUUUUUGUUUAAUGAAAAGGUUACAUUCCCUGCCUUGGAGAGAUUGGAUAUUGAUAGACUAACAAUGAUAACAGAGAUAUGGGAAAGGAAAUUACUUCCAUCAGAGUCUUUUCGACAAUUGAGAAACGUGACCAUCCGGAGCUGUGAGAAACUGGUGAAUGUCGGUUUGUCCAAUAUGCCCCGACAAUUACCAAAUCUAGAACAACUUAAGGUUAGUCAUUGUGAGGAGCUGAAAGUAAUAGUAUUGAAGAAUGAGGGGGAAGAAGAAGAAAAAGCAGAAAAUAACAAUAAUACCAACUCGUUCCUUCAACUAACGAGUUUGACACUUAAAGAGUUGCAGAGCCUCAAAAGCUUUUUCACCUCUAGAUCAGAAACACAAUCCCUCUUCACUAGCCAGGUUACAUUCCCUGCCUUGGAGAGAUUGGAUAUUGAUGGACUGACAAUGAUAACAGAGAUAUGGGAUAGGAAAUUACUUCCAUUAGAGUCUUUUCGACAAUUGAGAAACGUGACCAUCCGGAGCUGUAAGAAACUGGUGAAUGUCGGUUCGUCCAAUAUGCCCCGACAAUUACCAAAACUAGAACAACUUGAGGUUAGUCAUUGUGAGGAGCUGAAAGUAAUAGUAUUGAAGAAUGAGGGGGAAGAAGAAGAAAAAGCAGAAAACAACAAUAAUACCAACUCGUUCCUUCAACUAACGAGUUUGGCACUUAUAGCUUUGCAGAGCCUCAAAAGCUUUUUCACCUCUAGAUCAGAAACACAAUCCCUCUUCACUAGCCAGGUUACAUUCCCUGCCUUGGAGAGAUUGGUUAUUGAUAGACUAACAAUGAUAUCAGAGAUAUGGGAUAGGAAAUUACUUCCAUCAGCGUCUUUUCGACAAUUGAGAAACGUGGCCAUCUGCAGCUGUGAGAAACUGGUGAAUGUCGGUUCGUCCAAUAUGCCCCGACAAUUACCAAAUCUAGAACAACUUCAUGUUAGUCAUUGUGAAGAGCUGAAAGUAAUAGUAUUGAAGAAUGAGGGGGAAGAAGAAGAAAAAGCAGAAAACAACAAUAAUACCAACUCGUUCCUUCAACUAACGAGUUUGACACUUGUAGCUUUGCAGAGCCUCAAAAGCUUUUUCACCUCUAGAUCAAAAACACAAUCCCUCUUCACUAGCCAGGUUACAUUCCCUGCCUUGGAGAGAUUGGAUAUUGAUGGACUAACAAUGAUAACAGAGAUAUGGGAUAGGAAAUUACUUCCAUCAGAGUCUUUUCGACAAUUGAGAAACGUGACCAUCCGGAGCUGUGAGAAACUGGUGAAUGUCGGUUCGUCCAAUAUGCCCCGACAAUUACCAAAACUAGAACAACUUGAGGUUAGUCAUUGUGAAGAGCUGAAAGUAGUAGUAUUGAAGAAUGAGGGGGAAGAAGAAGAAAAAGCAGAAAACAACAAUAAUACCAACUCGUUCCUUCAACUAACGAGUUUGACACUUGAAGAUUUGCAGAGCCUCAAAAGCUUUUUCACCUCUAGAUCAGAAACACAAUCCCUCUUCACUAGCCAGGUUGCUUUCCCAGUCUUGAAGUAUUUGGAAAUUCAGAAAUUGCCUACCAUAAUAGAGAUAUGGGACAAGCAAUUACUCAUAGCUUCAGAAAAAGAAUCAAAGUCCUUCUACCAACUGAAAGAUAUGACGGUUUCUGAUUGUAAGAGAUUGGUGCAUGUGGUUCACUUCAAUAUGCUCCCACGACUGCAAAAUCUGAACAUAUUCAGGAUAGAUAAUUGUCCAAAGGUGGAAGCGAUAGUCUCAGAGAAAGAAAAAGAAGAAAGAACCACCAAUAAUGAUAUCAUCGUGUUCUCUCAAUUAACAACUCUUGUUCUUUAUGAUUUGGUGAGCCUUAAAAGUUUCUACAACUGGCCUACAAAAUCUGAAGCACAACCCUUGUUCAACCACCAGGUUUCUUUUCCAAGGUUGGAGACACUAAUUCUCAAUAAUUGUGUAAACUCAAGAGAGAUACAUCCUUGGAAUGUUCAGGCUGGCAAAAUAAGUUUAAAAUUCUUGGACGUAGCGAAUCUGAACUUAUUAAUUGUGAGAAAUUGUAGUGAGGUGGCAGAGGUUUUUCAACUUGAGGGGCUAAAUGUUGGAGAAGGACAACAUGUUAGGCCAUUAAUUGAAGUAAGAAUGAUGGAAUUGGAUGGAUUACCUUCGUUGACAUGUUUGUGGAACAAGGAUCCCCAUGGAAUUCUGGACCUUCAAAUCCUACAAUACCUAACAAUUAAGAAAUGUUCCCUCCUGAGAAAUCUAUUCACAUGUUCCACCGCCAUGGCUCUUCAACAACUUAAAGUACUUUAUUUGGAGUCUUGUCCGGUGAUGGAAGAAGUUAUUGCAGCAACAGAGGAUGGGCUCAAGGAAGUGAUUGAUGAUGUGAUUGAAUUCCCAAAGUUGGAGGAGCUAAUACUGAAAGAUCUACCAAACCUCAACAGUUUCUGUAAUGCAAACUAUAAUUUUAAUUUACCAUCAUUACAGAGAGUUUUUUUGAAGAGGUGCCCGAAGAUGCAUAACUUUUCUUCUGGACAAGUACACAUGUCACAGAUAUUUGUAAGUACACGUGGCAAUGAAGGCCUUCAGAUAAAAGAUCUCAAUAAGUAUUUAGAGGAACGACUUCUGAAAGGAGAGGAAUGUGCAACCGUGGAUUAA